UGCAGCGUGUGUAAUGGAUUCAAGAUGUCCGCGGAGCAUUGGCACGGAAGACGUUCCAGUGGUCUCGUCGAGACAACGUGAUUUUUUUUUUUUUACACCCACGACAAGUCGCUCCUCGUGCUGGUUUCCGUGCCGCGGGGAUUGAUUGCGGACAGUCUACCCCCGAUCUUUUCAACGACGCCUUCAACGAGAGGGAGAGACAACCGCGAGAACCGCGAUGACGUUCCGCGGCAAUAGCUGAUCCCGCGUGGCACCUUCGAUGUCAGUGGAGGAGGAUGAUUUCUCAAAUUUUUCGACGUCCCAGACCAGAAGUGAAUCAUCCGUUACAUUAGAUUAUCAACAUGACUCCACAACUGAAUCGAAAGCGUGGCUCAUCCGUCAGUUUUACCAGAGCAAAAGAAGACAGCGAGGAUGCCGAGGAUGAGAUUCAUAUAUCUCUAGCACCCUAUAUACAAACAUACCUAGCACACAGUAGUCAGGGAUUGGGAUGUUGCGGUGUAAGCUUGCCAGUGCCGUUCGAACGCGCAGCUCCACGAUCAUGGUGGAAUCCUAGAUUCGAUUCGGAGAUACUGGAGGAACAAUAUAAGAGAAGUGCCUUUCCCCAAAUUAGAUUAAGAUUUCGGUACGCUCUCACGUAUAUUCUGUUGGUGUCUUUAUCAUGGCUAACGUAUUUUGUGAUAAUCGGCGGUGAAAACGAUGCGCUGACAUGGGCGGCGAUAGCCGGCGUUUGUGGUAUCGUCAGCGUCACAGUCGCGGCUGUGUUGUAUUUAACACACACGGAUUACUACAAGUCCCGCGUACUACCGAUUUCUCUGGGAGUAGCGUUCGUGCUCUGUUUCCUGUCCCUGCUCUUCCUCGCUAUGGUACCUCCCCACAUGGACGGACUGACUCUGGUCGGACAUUUCGCUCUAUGCACAGAGAUCUUAUUACUUAUUUACACGGUAUUGCCGAUGCCGCUCUACGCCUGCGUAGGAAUAUCCACGUUUUACUCGUUUAUGUUCGAGUUUUUGACCGCUUAUCUGUACGGCCCCAGAGACGUGGAACGAGUUGUUGUGCAACAUAAUUACUCGGAAAUGACAGCCGACAGUGGCGCGCUGGCAUCCGCGCGUUCGUCCAUGAAGAAUCCUUCAAUUGUUACUGGUCUACGGAAUGUGAUACGUAAUAUUAGUGAUCUUACUACGAUUAGCAGCACGGAAACGAUGUUGACGCUGGUGCGUGAAGGCAGAAAUACGAUGAGCUUGGGCUCGAGAUUCUCUCUGGAACAAGAAGCUCAACAAAUGAACGACGCUUUAAGCAGUUCGAAUAUCCUAUCGAGAUUAAAUUCCACUGUACAAUCGGCGAUCGCCGUUAACUCGUCGUCUGUAGAUAAUUAUGCUAGUGAUAGUUUGUUCGCCGAUGAUAUUGAUUUCUCCACGAAUCUCGCAAUAAGAAUCUUGAUGCAGAUUUGCAUCCACUUGAUAGGCGUGCAUAUCUUAAUAAUGACCUUCGUGAGAAUGCGCGGCACAUUUAUGAAGGUCGGUCAGUCUCUUCUGGUACGUCGCCAGCUGGAAAUGGAGAAGCAAUUGAAAGAGAAGAUGAUACACUCGGUGAUGCCGCCAAAGGUUGCGGACUGGCUCAUGGAGGAGAGCGAGCGCGAGAGAGAGCGAGAAGAUUCUUUGAAGAAGGGCUCGAUACCUUCCAAUAACACUGACAUCCGUUCGUUGUUCCGCCCAUUUAACAUGCACUCGAUGGAAAAUGUCAGUAUUCUAUUCGCCGAUAUUGUUGGAUUUACUAGAAUGAGCUCGAACAAGACUGCCGAGGAAUUAGUGGGCAUUCUCAAUGAUCUGUUCGAACGUUUCGAUGAUCUUUGCGAGCAUCACGGAUGCGAAAAGAUCUCAACGUUAGGGGACUGUUAUUAUUGCGUGAGCGGAUGUCCCGAACCGAGAUCCGAUCACGCCAAGUGUUGCAUAGAAAUGGGUCUGGCUAUGAUCGAAGCUAUAAAACAAUUUGACAUCGAGAGACGGGAAGGUGUGAACAUGAGAGUGGGCGUGCACACGGGCACUGUUCUGUGCGGAAUUGUAGGUACUAAGAGAUUUAAGUUCGAUGUCUGGUCGAACGACGUGACUCUUGCGAACAAGCUGGAGAGCACGGGCAAACCUGGCCGUGUGCACUUGAGUGAGAACACUUUGAGAUUUUUGGGAGAUCAGUACAUCACGGAGGAUGGGGAGAUAGUCAAUGGUGUUAAAACUUACUUCAUCAGAGCCCGCAAAUCGGACUUCAUGAAUCAGUUCAUCACGAACGUCGCGUCGCCCAAGAGCAUCUCGCCGUUGCUGCAAUCGCGAAAUCGCGUGGCGUCUUGCAACACUCAAACCAAACCGCGGCAUCACUAUCUCUACAUGGUCACCAACGCGAGCAACUACCGAAUGAAGGCCAAUUCGUUGCCCAGUAUCUUGGACUCCGAAAACGACGGCGACACCAUGGACGAAAAAGAAGAUUCGAACAAGAGUCCGACGUCCACCGCUAGCUACGGCAAAAAGAAAGUGCGGAACAAACCGUGGAAAUAUCUGCAGAGACAGCGAACGACCGAGGAAAUGACACCAUUGGAAAUAGAAGAAGGGAGGAAUAUCGCUAUGGGACGAGCGAAACCCGACAUUCCGAUGUAUGAGGAAUGCAACGGAUUCAGACAGGUUCCUCUGAACAACGGCGUCGAAAUGGAUCCGAAUCCUGUACCUUCUAGUCCUUUAUUAUCUGGUCAAGAACCGAUUAGUCACGCUUCUUCCCUUUGCAGCAGAAAAGAUUCCGGAAUCAAGAGCAACAGCAGACGGAGUAGUAUACAACAACAGUUGUUCUUGAUGAAUGGUAUGGCUCAGGGUGAUUUAUUAGCACACAGAGUCAGUGGUUAUUAUACUUCUAGUUCGACGUUGAACUCCACGCACGAACCUUCGUCUUCGGUGCCUCCUUAUCCGUUCCCGCCAAUGGUGACCGAUACCUUUGGUGCAUGUUUUCAAAAACUUCGUAAACAAUCCGAUCUCCAGUUAAUUAGAUGCGUUCAAGACAACGUGACCUCGCAACGUUCGUAUUUCGUCAAACCGCCGCUCUCGAGCAUCACUCUCUUUUUCAAGAACAAAGAAAUGGAAAAGGAGUAUCGGGAGAAUGCGCACAAGGCCAACGAGAGUAUCGGCGGUAAUCCACCCACUCUGGCCACUUCGAGAUUCAACACGUACUUCGACAUUCUGAUAUCCGCUCUGGUUUACACGGCCAUCACCGUCUCUCUUUUUCUGCUGUGCAAACCGACGGUAUAUUACUCCGUGUUCUUCGUACUCGCCACCACCAUUCAAGUGAUCGCGGUAUCGCUAUGCACUCGGCAGCUUCUAUAUCCAAACACCGCGCACGCAACGUUCACGCAGAAGAUAUUCAAGUUCUUCUCGCUGUGGUAUCCGUGGCACGUGUGCGGCGCUAUCCUGGUCGGUCUACCGAUCAUCUCCAUCUUGCUUAAUUUCACGUGCAACGUUUUACGCAGUCUCAACAAUUUUGAGUACUACUACAGCUAUCUGAUCUUCGUCGGGCUCGUUCAUUUUUGCAAUUUUACGCAGCUUAACUGCUGGAUGAAGAAUCUGCUGGUAACCCUGACUGGCGUUCUGUUCAUAUGCCUCGUGAUGAGUCACAUAUCGCCGUAUCAUCAGAUGAAUCUCAGUAAUAGUAAUAGUAGUAGCGGUAGAGGUCGUAGCAACACAUCGCAAUUGGUCGCGCUGCAUCCGAACAUGUUGAAACCGAUUGCGAGCGAUCUGGACGCUACGAGAGAUUUUCUUUCCGCUGCAGCUACGACAAAAGUGCCGCCGUCGGUCGCGACGCAUGUACGGCAAGAGGCGUCUUCCGCGACUCGAGAGGCGGCUCACAUACCAUACAACGAAAGAUUGUACAAUUCCGAAAUAUAUCUCGAUAUGGUGCUGCUAUUGUUACUGGUUUGGUUUUUGAACCGGGAAUUCGAAAUCAGUUACCGGCUGUGCUUCCACGGCAACGCGGUGGCGGCGCGCGACAAGGCGCGCGUACAGUCGAUGAAGAACCAAGCUGACUGGCUGCUUCACAAUAUCAUACCCAAGUACGUCGCCGAUCAGUUGAAGACCACCGCCAAGUACUCGCAGAAUCACAAGUCUGUCGGCAUCAUAUUCGCCAGUAUCGUCAACUUCAACGAGCUGUACGACGAGUCGUAUCUCGGCGGCAAAGAGUAUCUCCGCGUGCUCAACGAGCUCAUAGGCGACUUCGACGAGCUGCUCGAGAAGCCGGAGUUCGCGAACGUCGAGAAAAUCAAGACGAUUGGCAGCACCUUCAUGGCCGCGAGCGGUUUGAAUCCGCAGGUGAGGCAGCAGAGCGAACACGAGUACACGCAUCUGUUUCAGCUGCUGGACUUUGCGGUUGCGAUGCACAAAGUAAUCUGCGACUUCAAUCGAGAUCUGUUGGGCUUCAAGCUGAUUCUACGAAUCGGCUUCAACUACGGCGACGUAACGGCCGGCGUGAUCGGCGCCACCAAGUUGUAUUACGACAUCUGGGGCGACGCGGUCAACAUAGCGUCGCGAAUGGACUCCACCGGAGUGGCCGGCAGAAUACAGAUGGCCAGCAAUAGCCUUGACGUUUUAUCAGAGCGAUACGAAUUCGAGCCGCGGGGACAGGUGUACGUCAAAGGCAAGGACAAUAUGGACGUAUUUUUGUUGGUAGGUAAGAAAGGGAAUGCUUGUACAUGAAACGAUCCUCAUUGUUACAUGAGGAUCGUUUUGGGUCAAUUGUGCCGAUAUUUUCUCGCGCGACGAUAUACAUUACCUAUAUGAUCUAACGUGUGGCCUGCAUUGAGAUCGUAAUAGCAUUUAGAUUAGAUAGACAUUCAUCUUUAGUAUCUCGACAGUUGUAAUAAUUUUUACAUAUAAUUUUCCAUAUAAUUUGAUACAUUCAAAGUGUUUUUUUUUUUUUGAAUUGCAAGAAAUUGAUGACUUAUUGUUCGUUUUAAUUUUUUGGGAUUUUUUUAACCGCAUGAUUGUGUAGUGAAAAAAACAACUACACGUAUAUAUAAUUUUCUUUUAACAAUGCGUACGUGUUCAAUAUACAGUAAGUAAAAAAGCAAAAGUAUUACAUACAUAUAUACUCGAGUUUUAUAUAGUAUUUAUAUAUAAAUUAAUAUUUU
Pseudomyrmex gracilis is the source of this 5152-nucleotide messenger RNA. It is a transcript of the gene Ac13E, whose product is annotated as adenylate cyclase type 9. The coding region runs from base 342 to 4718 and encodes 1458 amino acids. The record is from RefSeq and is a predicted model, not a curated record. The transcript has 8 exons. Gene Ontology annotation, biological process: intracellular signal transduction; adenylate cyclase-activating G protein-coupled receptor signaling pathway; cyclic nucleotide biosynthetic process. Gene Ontology annotation, molecular function: adenylate cyclase activity. Lineage: Eukaryota; Metazoa; Arthropoda; Insecta; Hymenoptera; Formicidae.